GGAAGCAAAGUCUUGCUUGUACAGCACUUUCUUUUCUUUUCAUGCAGACAACACUGUCAGCACACUUGCAGAAUGAACCUCUCAGCUGAGCCGUCUUCUUCAGAGGAAAUGGCCCCUGAGGAGUUUGAUGGUGGGAGAGCAGUGGCUUGUGUGAUCCUCAGCCUGUCCUUUCUGGUAGGGGCUCCAGGGAACCUUCUGGUGAUCUGGACCAUCCUGAGACGUGUCAAGCAACGCUCCCACACCGUGGAGCUCAUCCUGCAACUGGCUGCUGCGGACCUGCUGGUCCUCAUCACCUUGCCUCUGUGGAUCUACUCCCUGGUACACACCUGGUCAUUUGGAUGGGCCUUCUGCAAAGCCUUAGUGUACAUUAUCAGUGUGUGCAUGUUUAGCAGCAUCUUCUUCAUCACCCUUAUGAGUGUAGAGCGAUUUCUUGCAAUCUGCCAUCCAUUUUUGAUGAUGCGCUGGAAGACCAAAAGUGUAAUGAACAGAUGUCUCGUACUUUUGUGGCUCCUUGCUUUCCUUCUAGGACUACCUGCUUUACUUACCCAGCCUUUGGAUGAAAAUGAUGGAACAGAGCGGUGUUUCAUCAGGGACUUCGGCUCUGUGACUCAAGCGAUUGUCUUUUUGUGCCUGGAGACCUUGGGGGGCUUCGUAGUUCCAUUAAUCAUUCUUAGUAUCUGUUACUGUCUGGUUACAGCCCAACUCAGGAAAAUGAGUUACAACUCCAAACAGAAAUCCUUGGUUCUUGUCCACACAGUGGUUAUUGCCUUCUUUGUGUGCUGGUUUCCUUACCAUAUCAUCAACAUUAUUGAUCUGGUUUGCAUCUUAAGAUCAGACAGAGAACACGAUUGUGUGCCGGAGAGUUUUAUCCUUUGCUCUGGUGCCCUUGCAUUCAUUAGCAGUACACUGAAUCCUGUGAUAUACGUCUUCCUUGCGAGGAACUUGCGAGGGAGUCUCGAGGAGUACCGACUGGUCAGGCUGUUCCAGGAAAUGGCCAUACACGCCAACAAACUCAUGGAACUGGUAGUACAACAGCAGACUAGCCAGAGGGCAGCAAAUACACAGGUAGAGCUCAUGUCUGACCUGUGUGAGAAAAACUGAAUCCCCUUGUGAAAAUGUGAUAUUUGUCUUCUGCAGUUAAAUAACAGACUACACUUCAUUAUCGAGGACUGUAUAUGAUCUGAGGUUUUGAAAGUCUAUAAUUAACAGAUACCAUUAACAGAUACCAUAUCUUCUCAUCCUUGUUUCAGUUUUACUCUUGAGUAUUACUAUAAGCAAACAUGUAACUGUGACCUUUACAUGUUCCGCGCUGUUGAUAAUACUGUAUUAUUGUAAUUGAAAUUUUUGACAAUUUGAAAAUUUUAAUUACUCCAUUGUUGUAUGAGUAUACUCUGUUUGCAACAAUUAAUGAAGCAUUUUGUUUUUACUCUAAAUUAUAUUGACAUAUCUCCAAAUCAAAGCAACGAGCAAGUAGAUGGAAAAUAACUCCGUUGCUGUGGUUCUCCGUCUAGUUAAAAUUGAGAGUUUGAUAAGAAACCAUCAACUUUUUUUCUAAUUCACAUGGUCAUUAAAUCAUCUCUGUUAACAUCU
Scophthalmus maximus (turbot) is the source of this 1590-nucleotide messenger RNA. RefSeq names its product leukotriene B4 receptor 1-like. Gene Ontology annotation, molecular function: G protein-coupled receptor activity. The record is from RefSeq and is a predicted model, not a curated record. Lineage: Eukaryota; Metazoa; Chordata; Actinopteri; Pleuronectiformes; Scophthalmidae. The transcript has a single exon. Bases 73 to 1101 code for a protein of 342 amino acids. Gene Ontology annotation, biological process: G protein-coupled receptor signaling pathway. Gene Ontology annotation, cellular component: membrane.